Molecule: messenger RNA, 1590 nt
Organism: Sesamum indicum (sesame)
Lineage: Eukaryota; Viridiplantae; Streptophyta; Magnoliopsida; Lamiales; Pedaliaceae
Gene: CYT1
Product: Glucose-1-phosphate adenylyltransferase family protein
Biological process (GO): GDP-mannose biosynthetic process
Molecular function (GO): GTP binding; mannose-1-phosphate guanylyltransferase (GTP) activity
Source: RefSeq, a predicted model, not a curated record
UCUGUCCCUAUAUAUCUAUCCCUUCUCACUGUUCGAAGCUUCGUUGUUUCAUUGACGCCACACGUACAACACGCACUCUCUCGUCCGCGGAGUAGGGACGCCUGGCGAGACUACCAAUCGUCGGGGUUCGUCGCAAACUGAGGGAUUUGAGAGAACUGCUCGUGGGCUCGGGGCAGAUCCGUUAACGGAGAAGAGGUUGUCAAGUUGAUCUAAGGAAGACAUUUCAGGCUAAGGAUGAAGGCGCUCAUUCUUGUUGGAGGGUUCGGUACUAGAUUGAGGCCAUUGACUCUGAGUGUGCCCAAGCCACUGGUCGAAUUUGCUAACAAGCCCAUGAUUUUGCAUCAGAUAGAAGCCCUCAAGGCUAUUGGAGUGACUGAAGUAGUCCUGGCUAUCAAUUAUCAGCCUGAGGUAAUGCUUAACUUCUUGAAAGAUUUUGAGGCAAAGCUUGAGAUCAAGAUUACAUGUUCGCAAGAGACUGAGCCUCUUGGAACAGCAGGUCCCCUUGCUUUGGCUAGGGACAAGCUCAUAGAUGAUUCUGGUGAGCCAUUUUUUGUUCUUAAUAGUGAUGUGAUCAGUGAAUACCCUCUGAAAGAGAUGAUUGAAUUCCAUAAAUCUCAUGGAGGUGAAGCUUCUAUAAUGGUGACCAAGGUGGAUGAGCCUUCAAAGUAUGGUGUCGUCGUCAUGGAAGAAACUACUGGACAGGUUGAGAGGUUUGUUGAGAAGCCAAAGUUAUUUGUGGGUAACAAGAUCAAUGCUGGCAUUUACCUUCUGAACCCUUCCGUGCUUGAUCGUAUCGAAUUGCGCCCUACAUCAAUUGAGAAAGAGGUUUUCCCAAAAAUUGCAGCAGAGAAAAAACUCUACGCAAUGGUCCUGCCAGGCUUUUGGAUGGACAUUGGACAGCCAAGGGAUUACAUCACUGGCCUGAGACUCUACCUGGACUCCUUGAGGAAAAAAUCUUCUUCUAAAUUGGCCUUGGGAACUCAUAUAAUCGGAAAUGUCUUGGUUGAUGAAAGUGCAAAAAUAGGGGAGGGAUGCUUGAUUGGCCCUGAUGUUGCAAUUGGCCCCGGUUGUGUUGUUGAGUCAGGUGUGAGGCUGUCUCGCUGCACAGUUAUGCGUGGAGUCCGCAUUAAGAAACAUGCCUGCAUAUCAUCUAGUAUCAUUGGGUGGCACUCAACCGUUGGUCAGUGGGCUCGGGUAGAGAACAUGACCAUUCUUGGAGAAGACGUGCAUGUUGGUGAUGAAAUUUACAGCAACGGAGGAGUUGUUUUGCCUCAUAAGGAGAUCAAGUCCAGCAUCUUGAAGCCAGAGAUAGUAAUGUAAAGGGCGUGUUGUUGUUUGACUAUAGUUUUUAGCGAGUUAAGUUAUAUAAAUAUGAAUGUGUUUGUUCUUUGUCAUCAUCUUCUUCGUCGUCGUCAGUCAAUGCUAAAGGACCACAUCUGUUAAGCUUUAGAUAUGGCCUCUGUGUGUAAUCUGUAACCUGUUGUCCAUGUAAAAAUAAAUUAUCUGUUUUCUCAAAGGCUCAUUUUUGUAGAUCCAAAGAUAGCUGAAUUCUUAUUAUUCUGAAUAUUGCCAGAUUAUUGAUUUGUUGAA